This is a messenger RNA of Exophiala xenobiotica, 1492 nucleotides long. RefSeq lists its product as uncharacterized. The record is from RefSeq and is a predicted model, not a curated record. Lineage: Eukaryota; Fungi; Ascomycota; Eurotiomycetes; Chaetothyriales; Herpotrichiellaceae. Gene Ontology annotation, molecular function: oxidoreductase activity. Gene Ontology annotation, cellular component: cytosol. The coding region runs from base 112 to 1107 and encodes 331 amino acids. The transcript is spliced from 3 exons.
UGAAUCGAUUGUCCUCAGCAUUUACCUCGUAUGACUUAGUAUCCUCUCACGCCUUGUUGUACCUACUUAUCUCAUAUUCGCUCACGGCUCAAUUACAGCUUCCUCCUGUACAUGCCUGCCCGCUCCACAACCUUCUCUACCCUCCGCGUCCCGAGCAGACUAUUUACUCUUCUCCCUACCGCUUCUCGCCCUCUCCCUUCCCCGCACCUGGACUUCUACCAGCUACUCAUCCCACGACGACGAGCAACUGUCCGAGCAUUCUCGCAAACCCUCCACAAAAUGUCCUCCCUUUCCGCCAUGUCCAAACGCCUCGAAGGCAAGACCGUCCUCGUCACGGGCGCCAGCUCGGGCAUCGGCAAAUCGGUCGCGCAAGAGUUCGCACGCACAUCCCCCAACAACCUCAAGAUCAUAAUCACCGCGCGGCGCAUCGACACCCUGAAAAAGGUGGCUGCCGAGAUAACCCAGGAAGUCGGACAGGGCGUCAAGGUCCUCCCCGUGCAACUGGACAUCAGCAAGCCCGAGGAGAUCGCGUCCUUCGUACCGAACUUACCCGACGAGUUCAAGGACAUUGACAUCCUAGUGAACAACGCGGGUCUCGUCAAGGGUGUGGACAAGGCUCCCGACAUCAAGGCCCAGGAUAUCGAUGUCAUGUUUGCCACGAAUGUCACGGGCCUGAUCCACAUGACGCAGGCCGUGCUUCCGAUUUUCAAGAACAAGAAUGGCGGUGCCGACGGCGGACGCGGCGAUGUCAUUAUGAUCGGCAGCAUCGCUGGACGCGAGGGCUAUCCUGGCGGGAGUAUUUAUUGUGCAACAAAGGCUGCUGUCAGGACGUUCACGGACGCGCUGAGAAGGGAGUUGAUCGCCACGAGGAUCAGGGUCAUUGAAAUUGACCCGGGCCAGGUCGAGACGGAAUUCUCAGUCGUCCGCUUCUACGGCGACAAAGCCAAAGCCGACGCCGUGUACAAGGGUGUCGAGCCGCUCACACCUGACGACAUCGCCGAGGUCGUAGUAUUCGCUGCUGGGCGGAGAGAAAACGUCGUAUUGGCGGAUUCCUUGAUCUUUCCAAAUCAUCAGGCAGCGGCGACGGUUAUGCAUAGAAAAUCAUGAGCUUGAGACGCAUUGGAUGAGCAUGGUAGGCCGCAGGAUUCUCGAAAUCACUGUACAUAUACGGCUGUCCCGACAUAGAGCGGCAGUUGUGUAUGAUAUCCCGAAUGAUAGAUCGCGCCGGAAGAAUCAAGAACAAACAGUGAAUACUUGGGCAUCUGUGACAUGUGCAACAAAUAUACGGAUACUGGUCUAUAGGAAGAACAGCUAUCGAACCAGCAAAAGUCCACCUAUAUCCAGCCAAGCCUUCAAAUUCUUUCGCUUGGCCAUUGGCACAUAGGCCCCUACCAGUUUUGGAGCGCCGUCUUGCAAUUCAUAUUCACAGCAUGAAAAUCGUAAAUUAUGCAUGACCUCGUGGCAUUGAGCAGCAAACUGACAUCUUCAAAUG